UCACUCCUCUGCGAGAGUUCCUCGUCCCUCGACUACUUAUACCUCCCUCUUCUCCCCCCCUCCUGAUCUUGUCCCCUCUCCUCUUCAUCAACAGUCCCAUCUUACAAAACAUCUUCAAAGCUUUUGACAUCAGCACCAUAUCUUUUUCUCUUCAUAUCUUUUCCCAUUCUGUCAUAUUCUUUUUCUUAUUGUGGCAUUAUCCUCCAGCGAUCAUCGGACCUGAUGUGCCCACACCCAGCGGAACCCUCCUCACGGGAACCCUCCUCACUAAAACCCUCCUCAAUGGAGACCCUCCCGACACCACUCCCUAGCCAGGCUCCGGAAACACCAUCCUCCUCAACCCAUCAACCCAAGUCUGAGCCCCUCGACACGCCUCAACAGCCGCAGAUCGUGCCAGCCUUCCCGGUCAAGACCAAGUGCGUCAAAUGCGGUUCCCUGGACGCCUUGCCCUUACGAGCACUGUUUCGCUUGGCCGAGGGCGCUGAGGACGGGAGAAGACAGAUGCUCAAGAUGAUUGUGAAAGGCACCAGCCUCCGUGACACACCAUUGUGCUCUGGCUGUUUCAUGCACGCCAAGGGUUGCUACGCCUUUCGAAUGCGUCUCCACAUGAUGAGAUUCUUGAUGUGGUCAACGAGGAUGAAUGGAGAUGCCAUCCAAGCAGAAGAGCGUGCUGGGUGCUUCGAAACUGAGCUCGUGAGGCACCUGACAAGGUUGAAGGAUGCGGACGAGCUGAUCGAUUACGUUCAUGGCAUGGAAAAGCCUUAUGUUGGAACUCUGCGAGCGCCCGCUUCUCCUGAUUUUGGGCAAGAGGUCCGGGACCAUAUGCCAGACUUUGACCUCACUGCCCAUGAACGCUUCACCGGUUCCGAGGCCGAUCUCUUCUUCGAUAGCCACACCUACGAGGAAAAUCGAGAACGGCUGGUCAGAGAACGCGGCCCCCGACCGUCUUCCCGUCCACCACCGAAGGAUUAUCCCGUGCAGCUCACCGACCUCCUUGCUCUCAAGGAAGCGAGUGAGAACUACAUGUGGGCCCUGGGCAGAACGGCAGAUGGGAGUCAGCAGCGGCGUCGAAUCACGCAACUCCUGAACCGGCUACUUGACGACUUCAUGCGACUUCCUCCCAUUCUCCAUUCACAAGGAUUGGCGGCGACAAAUGCCGCAGUGUCAAAUCCGACACCUGUCUAUUGCAGAAUCUGCGAGUGGUGCCGGCAUUGUCUCGCCCUACUUGCAUCUCACGGGUUGGCCUCCUCUUGAUUGGGAGUCCCUACUUCUAAUAAGCACUGUCCGGCAUCUGUCAAGUCUACAUCAGCUGGGCUAUCUGUUUUGGCAUGGCGAAGUCGUUUCCUCCUCAUCUUGACUUCACUCUUGGGUGUUGCCACAGGGGCAGGGACCAUGCUCACACCCGAUCCCACCGUGAGAAGCUGUGUGUCUGAGGAGGAUAAGGACAUCAAGGAUGUCGCCAUGCAGCUCA
This is a messenger RNA of Neurospora tetraspora, 1471 nucleotides long. RefSeq lists its product as uncharacterized. The record is from RefSeq and is a predicted model, not a curated record. Bases 223 to 1254 code for a protein of 343 amino acids. Lineage: Eukaryota; Fungi; Ascomycota; Sordariomycetes; Sordariales; Sordariaceae. The transcript is spliced from 2 exons.